UGUAAAUUAUAAAGUGCCAAGAGAAAAGAAAAGUGAGAAGGAAUAGGAAUCUGUUUGUUUCGCGGGAAAGAUAAAGAAAGUAAUAUUAUUGGCGACAAUGACUAUGGCCAUCUCUCAUGAGGAACCGAUUCUCUCUAAGCUUGAUCGCUUGGACAACAUGUUGAGACAAUUGGAGGAGAUCAGAGGCAGCAACAGAUCAUCAUCACCACCAAAAAGCUCGUACGCAUCAACCCAAUCAAGUGGGACCCUGACGAGUGAGGGACACGCGUCAUUCGUGGAUGAUGUUUCCCCAAAGAGCCUAGAAAAGCACUGCCGUCCGAUUAACCAUGUGAUGCUUGAGACAGAGGUCAAAGGAACACUAAUUGAGAGGCUCCACCGUGUAGAGGAUCGAGUCCUUAAGUUGUGUUUGCAGUUGGAGGAGGAAUUAGUUGAGGAAGAGAAGCACAAGGAGGCGACCGAUCACAAGAAAUCCCACAACAAGAAAGGGAUUAAGCAACUUGUUAAACAAUGUGUUAAAGGAGGAAAGAGGAAGACUUAAAAAUAAUUAUUAUAAUAAAAACCCUUCAAUGCUUUAUUAUUGUAACUUAAAAUAGUU
Molecule: messenger RNA, 595 nt
Organism: Morus notabilis
Lineage: Eukaryota; Viridiplantae; Streptophyta; Magnoliopsida; Rosales; Moraceae
Exons: 3
Coding region: 98-538 (146 amino acids)
Source: RefSeq, a predicted model, not a curated record